AUGGGGCUCAACAGACAGGCAUGCACACUAGAGUGUGAAGGAAAGCUGCCUUCUGCCAAAGCCUGGGAGACCUGCAAGGAGCUCUUGCAACUGGCAAAGCUGGAUCUUUCUGAGGAUGGCAACAUUGCUCCAGGAGACAAGAAAGAGCUGGAUGAAAACCAUUUGCUUGCAAAGAAGUAUGGAGGCUUCAUGAAAAGAUACGGGGGGUUCAUGAAGAAGAUGGAUGAGCUCUAUCGGGUAGAACCGGAGGACGAAGCUAACAGAGGAGAAAUCCUGGCUAAGAGGUAUGGAGGGUUUAUGAAGAAAGACUCGGACGACGAUACCCUUGCUAAUUCCUCUGAUCUGCUGAAGGAGCUUCUAGGAACAGGGAAUAAUCCUGAAGCAGGGCAUUACCGAGAGAUAAAUGAAAACGACGGGGACGUCAGCAAAAGAUAUGGAGGCUUCAUGAGAAGCGUAAAGCGCAGCCCCGAAUUGGAAGAUGAAGCCAAAGAGCUGCAAAAGAGAUACGGUGGUUUCAUGAGAAGAGUGGGCAGGCCAGAAUGGUGGCUGGAUUACCAGAAACGAUACGGUGGGUUUCUUAAGCGCUUCGCUGACUCCAUUCUCCCUUCAGAAGAAGAUGGGGAAACUUAUUCCAAAGAGGUCCCAGAGAUGGAAAAGAGAUAUGGUGGAUUUAUGAGAUUUUAAUACCUUUCCCUUCAUCCCUUUUGUCCUAAAUCAGAAAGACUGCCUUAUUGGUCAUAACUUAUUGUAACGUGUUGCUUGUAUUGUACAGUUUUUUACUGUCCUUGGUUAAUGAUGCAACCUGCAAUCUGUUGUUUCAGGUUCUGUGUUCUUUCAAGUCAAAUAACUAAUUUCUGUUUUAGUCAAGUUUCAGUCUGUAUUGUAGUUUCCAUGCUAGAACUAUUUUGAUUACUGUAUCCAUUUUCUUUAAAGGGGAAGUACAUCUACAGUAGAGUUGCUUAAUGUAUAUACAAUAAAUUCUUCAUCCUAACUGCAUAA
This is a messenger RNA of Pelecanus crispus (Dalmatian pelican), 999 nucleotides long. The record is from RefSeq and is a predicted model, not a curated record. NCBI's taxonomy places the organism in Eukaryota, Metazoa, Chordata, Aves, Pelecaniformes, Pelecanidae.